AUGAAUGAAGAUAUUCCUCGAUGGCUGAUUUGUGGUGCUGGAGCAGGUUUGGCAGUAGAUCUAGGGCUUUAUCCCUUGGACACCAUAAAGACGCGUUUGCAAAGCAAACAAGGCUUUAUAGCAGCUGGGGGUUUUCGGAAUAUUUACAGCGGUAUGGGUUCAGUCGCUAUAGGUUCAGCGCCGGGAGCGGCACUAUUUUUCCUUAGCUACAGAACAAUAAACGGAUGCUUCGAAAACGAAACAUCUCUCGUUCACGCGUUUUCUGCUAGUUUGGCUGAGACGAUAGCUUGUGCGGUUCGUGUUCCAACGGAGCUUGUCAAACAACGGCUUCAGGCAUCGAUCCCCAAACCAGCUCUAACGCAAGUCUGCCGAGAACUGUACCAGUCAAAUCGUCUCUUGGGAUUCUAUAGAGGUUACUUGAGUACAGUGACAAGAGAGAUUCCAUUCGCUGUCAUAGAGUUUCCUCUGUAUGAGUUCCUGAAAAAGACUGUCACUUCGAAACAGGGUUGCGACUGUACGCCUAUUGAAGGUGCUGCCUGCGGAAGUGUAGCAGGAGCUUUCGCUGCAGCACUGACAACACCUCUUGAUGUAGCGAAGACACAAAUAAUGCUAUCGAAAUCGAGGGAAACACCAACUAUACUUAUGACUCUUAAUGAGAUCUAUACCACGCGUGGCUUCGCAGCACUAUUUUCGGGGAUCGUACCACGUGUUCUCUGGAUGACAGCAGGCGGUUUUGUGUUCUUUGGAGCCUAUGAAUCUGUGCUAGCAGUAUCCUAUUGGGUAUGCCCUGAUAAGAAAAAGUUGAAGUGA
This is a messenger RNA of Haemonchus placei, 810 nucleotides long. The record is from the annotation of a GenBank genome assembly. NCBI's taxonomy places the organism in Eukaryota, Metazoa, Nematoda, Chromadorea, Rhabditida, Trichostrongylidae.